AUGGUGUAAUAGAAUUAAGCAAAGCUGUCAAGUCUAUGCCUAAUUUAUCAAUAAUUCGCUUUCAUCUUUGCUCAAAUUCAAUAACAGAUAAAGGCAUUAAUGAAUUAUCAAAAGUGGUAAAGUGUCUUGAGAGUAUUUAGCAUUUAGAACUAGAUUUCUCUCAAAACAAAAUUGAAGGAAGUAAUUGCCUAAAAAAUUUGGCCUAGUCUUUAGAAAAUAAACAAUACCUUGUAGAAUUUAAUCUAGAUAUUUCAGAUAAUUCCCUUUCAAAAAAGACAAAUAUAAAACCUCUUUGGAAUCUAAUAACAUCAGAACACCUUCAAAUGA
Tetrahymena thermophila SB210 is the source of this 327-nucleotide messenger RNA. RefSeq lists its product as hypothetical. Lineage: Eukaryota; Ciliophora; Oligohymenophorea; Hymenostomatida; Tetrahymenidae. The transcript has a single exon. The record is from RefSeq and is a predicted model, not a curated record.